GACCCGGUUAGUUCCGAAGAGAGAAGGUUUAGGAUCGUGACUUGUCGUCUUCUUUCGUACAAUUUACGAGCCUCGUUACGAGUUGUUUGUCAAUAUCUCGAAUAUCUCGUCGUCUGUCGUGUUUUUCUUCUUCUCCUGAAUUUCACAUGGUGCGUGAACCUGACGUAACUACGUUGAGAGUGGUGACUGUGUUUUUCGUUAGGCCAAAGAAAGGUAAAGCAUUUCAGGUUUGAGCAAGAAACUCGAAAUAAAAUUUUGGGAAAAGGAAUCGGUGAAUCACAAUGUAUUCAGGGCUUACAUCAUUGGUCAAAAGGCCAUCCAGUUCCCUAAAGGAAAAGUUAGAGGCUCGGUUAGAAUCACACAAAGACUCCAUGGAUAUCCUUGCGAUGGUGUUAAGAAUUGAUGUAACCCAAGGAAGGACAGUUCGAGAGGUUAUUGCCAUUGCUGAAGAAAAAAAUGGAGAACUGUUUCUUGUUACAUGGAGGUUCAUCUUUGAACUUCUUGGAUUAACAAAAGAUUUUGAGGAACUUGUUGAUGCUGAUCACUGGCCAAUGACAGAUCCAAUUAAGACAUUGGAAAAUCCUCUACCAGAUCAGUAUCCAAGAGAUAGUAAUCAUACCACCCACCACAGAAGUCUGCAUGAGUAUGCACAAUACAGCAACAAGCCUGAAGAGCCUCUCUCAAACAAAUUCAAGGAGCCAAGGCUUAAGAAUGCUGAAGGUUAUGCAUAUUUACAUUCAAUUUUGGACUUAACACAUCAUAGAACGAAAUUAACUUCAAGAUUGCAAUCUGGGUCAGGAGGAACUGUAGAGGAGAGUCAGAAGACUAGAUCUUCAUCCCUGAAUUGGCCAGAGCAGAGUUUGCCUCCACCCUCAGAAGACAACCUGAGUCACAAAACUUGGAAACAAACUACUGUUACUGUGGAAGUGAGAGAUGAUGAUGGAAAACCACCACCCUCAGAAGAUAAUCUGAGUCACAAUACUUGCAAAGAAACUACUGGUACUGUGGAAACAAGAAAGGAUGAUAGGAAACAUCAUGAUCCACAAGUUGAUAAAGCUAAAGAAAGAAAAGUUUCAGAUGGGCAGGAUUUGCAGCAAAUUCAGAAUGAUGACUCGCCUUUUUCAUCACCAGCCAUUUUACCUGUCCUUGUAGUCCCUGCAAGCCAGUUGGAACAGAGCACUGGAAAUGACUCCAGGUGUUUAACAUGGCAGGUCAACUCAGAUCAUGCUGAGCUCAAAGCCCCUGAAAGCCAGUGCCAGCAGGCAGUGGCACCAGACUUGGGUGAAGGUAUAGAUGAAGAGGACAACAGUGGCUCAGCUUCUCAGGUUGACACAAUUCCAAGUUCUGUCUACUCAAUGACCUCAAGCAGAGGAUCAAGCACUGGAUCAAGCACUGGAUCAAGACCAGUCACCCACGAGAGAGCAAAUAUCCCUGUGGGCCUUGUUACAGUUCAGCAGUCACAUCUGAACCCUUUGGCUGGACAGGAAAGGGUUAGUGAGGUGCUUGGAGAAACUGGUAGGCCUUCUGAAAAUGAUGAUACCUUUGGGAACAGUGAUGAUCUUCAGCAGAUUUGUCCUUUUCAGCUCAGGGACAUUGUGUUCUUAAUCCAGAGCCUAAGGGAGAGGUCUUCAGAACUUGCAGCAUGCCAGCUAGAGCUACAGAGUUGUAGACAGCAGUGUGGUCAGCAACAAGGAGAUAUCAAAGAGUUAUGUGAUAUGAAAGAUCAAGAGAUUGGGCGACUUGCACAGCUGUGUGAUCAGAAAGACCAGGAUAAUGAAAGACUGACAGAGGUAAAUUUGUCAAAAUUUUAUGCAGGGUGUUCCUUCAAUAAGAGAAAUAAGCAAUAGAUAUUAAUAAUAAACUGGGGCAUUUUUAUUGUUGGAAAAAAGGUUCUAUAUACCCAUGCAAGAAGAGAUUAACAUCAGCAUAAACACAUACAAGCAUACAAGCAUACAAGCAUACAGCAUACCGCCGCCUGGUUAGCUCAAUUGGGAGAGCGCCGGACUGCCGUGCGUGAGGUCAAGAGUUCAAUACC
Molecule: messenger RNA, 2035 nt
Organism: Stylophora pistillata
Lineage: Eukaryota; Metazoa; Cnidaria; Anthozoa; Scleractinia; Pocilloporidae
Source: RefSeq, a predicted model, not a curated record